Capsella rubella is the source of this 1735-nucleotide messenger RNA. Its product is annotated as probable protein S-acyltransferase 6. The record is from RefSeq and is a predicted model, not a curated record. The transcript is spliced from 5 exons. Lineage: Eukaryota; Viridiplantae; Streptophyta; Magnoliopsida; Brassicales; Brassicaceae. Gene Ontology annotation, biological process: protein targeting to membrane; peptidyl-L-cysteine S-palmitoylation. Gene Ontology annotation, molecular function: protein-cysteine S-palmitoyltransferase activity. Gene Ontology annotation, cellular component: Golgi apparatus; endoplasmic reticulum. The coding region runs from base 286 to 1518 and encodes 410 amino acids.
AGAGAAGCAAAGGGGAAAAAAAUAUGUAAAGUGGAGGAAGGAAGAAGAAGAAGAAGUAGAAGAAGAAGCCAAGAGCAAAUCUAACUUCUCUGACUACUCAUUUUCAUGUCGGAGACUUUCCGGAAACUAAAGAAUCUCUUCAACGGAGACUGAAAAAAAAAGCUUUCUCUUCUUUUUUUUUUCCGUUCGUUAUCUUCGUUUUAGUGUUUUCCCCUUUGCUUACUUUUGAAGAAAUCAAGAGAAAGAGAUAGAGAGAGUGAGAGAGUGAAAGAGAGAGAGAGAGAGAUGUAUGUAGUGACGCCUCCUCAAAGAUCCGGUUUGGGAUCCGACUGUGAUUUACGGGUUUACCAAACAUGGAAAGGAAGCAAUAUAUUUUGUCUUCAAGGAAGGUUUAUCUUCGGGCCAGACGUAAGGUCACUUGGUUUAACCAUAAGUCUCAUUGUGGUCCCUGUUACAAUUUUCUGCAUCUUCGUCGGUAGCAAACUAAUGGAGGACUUCGCUGAUAGCUGGGGAGUAUCUAUAGUCUUUGUUGCUGUUGUCUUCACCAUUUAUGACUUAAUUCUUCUGAUGCUUACAUCUGGGAGGGAUCCAGGGAUCAUCCCAAGAAAUUCUCAUCCUCCUGAGCCAGAAGUCCUUGAUGGCAACACGGGAUCAGGGACAAGCCAAACUCCAAGAUUGCCUCGUGUAAAGGAAGUAGAAGUUAAUGGAAAAGUAUUCAAGGUCAAAUACUGUGAUACUUGCAUGCUCUACAGACCGCCUCGCUGCUCACAUUGUUCGAUUUGCAACAACUGUGUAGAAAGGUUUGACCAUCACUGUCCUUGGGUUGGUCAAUGUAUUGCUCAAAGGAACUAUCGAUUCUUCUUCAUGUUUGUCUUCUCCACGACUCUUCUCUGUGUAUAUGUGUUCGCCUUUUGUUGUGUCUAUAUAAGGAAGAUCAAAGAAUCCGAAGACAUUACCAUCUUGAAAGCAAUGCUCAAAACUCCAGCUUCCAUUGCUCUGAUAAUCUACACAUCCAUAUGUACGUUCUUUGUUGGAGGCUUAACAUGUUUCCAUCUCUAUCUCAUCAGCACAAAUCAGACUACAUAUGAGAACUUCAGAUACAGUUAUGAUCGGCAUAGCAACCCACAUAACAAAGGAGUUGUUGAUAACUUUAAAGAAAUCUUUUUUUCUUUAAUACCUCCUUCAAAGAACAACUUCAGGGCUAUGGUACUGAGGGAAAAUCCAAUGCCGUCGAGAUCAGUUGUUGGCGGUUUUAUGAGUCCAAACAUGGGAAAAGCCAAUGAUGAUAUUGAAAUGGGGAGGAAGGGUGUUUGGGCAAUGGCUGAACAUGGUGAUGGCAAAGAUGAUAAUAACAAUGAACGGUUUCACGUUAACGACAACGAGUUAAACGAGUUAUCACCAGACAUGAGGACCAUAGUGGAUGGUGGUGAACAAAGCGAUAUUCGAAACAAUCACCCGAGGAGCUCAAACUGGGAAAUGUCGCCAGAAGUUAUGGCCUUAUCAGCAAGAAGAACUUAGAAACAGAGAAAAAUGAGAGUUGUUGUCAAAUGUUUGAUUCAUUGAUGUAUUGUGUGUUUACACGGAAAUCAAUUGUGAAUUUGGUGUGACUUUUCAGAUGUCAUGAGUGAUUUACUGAUGUUAGUUGUUCUAGUAUUGUUCAGACUUCAGACAGUUAAAUCUUCUUGAAUCAUUGUGUGUUAAGUGUAAUCUAUGACUUUUAACAGUACUAUUUUCA